This is a messenger RNA of Nematolebias whitei (Rio pearlfish), 1797 nucleotides long. It is a transcript of the gene chrna8, whose product is annotated as cholinergic receptor, nicotinic, alpha 8. NCBI's taxonomy places the organism in Eukaryota, Metazoa, Chordata, Actinopteri, Cyprinodontiformes, Rivulidae. The coding region runs from base 1 to 1602 and encodes 533 amino acids. Gene Ontology annotation, cellular component: postsynaptic membrane; synapse; neuron projection. The record is from RefSeq and is a predicted model, not a curated record. Gene Ontology annotation, molecular function: transmembrane signaling receptor activity; acetylcholine-gated monoatomic cation-selective channel activity. The transcript is spliced from 9 exons. Gene Ontology annotation, biological process: chemical synaptic transmission; monoatomic ion transmembrane transport; signal transduction.
AUGCGGUGCCACAAGUUCUGGAGCUCCUGCUCGGUUGGAUUUUAUAUUUGGACAACGAUCCUUUUCAAAGAAUCGUUGCAGGGCGAGCACCAGAGGCGACUGUACAAGGAGCUGCUGGCUAACUACAAUCGAUUAGAGAGACCCGUGGUUAACGAUUCAGCUGCCAUCCUGGUGGAGCUGGGCCUCACGCUGCUGCAGAUUAUAGACGUGGAUGAGAAAAACCAGGUGCUAAUGACCAACGCCUGGCUGCAGCUGCACUGGACUGAUGUCUACCUAAGCUGGAAUCCAGAAAACUACCCUGGAGUCCAGAACCUGCGUUUCCCCUCAGACCAGAUCUGGACCCCUGACAUCCUCCUGUACAACAGCGCUGAUGAGCGGUUCGACGCCACUUUUCACACCAACGUCCUCGUAAACGCGUCAGGUUACUGUCAGUACAUCCCCCCUGGUAUCCUGAAGAGCACCUGCUACAUCGAUGUGCGCUGGUUCCCCUUCGACGUGCAAAAGUGUGACCUGAAGUUUGGCUCAUGGACGCACAACGGCUGGCUUUUGGACCUCCAAAUGAUCGAUGUGGACACAUCCACGUACAUCCCCAAUGGAGAGUGGGACCUAGUGGGUGUGCCAGCCAAGCGUAAUGAGCUGUAUUACGAGUGCUGUAAAGAGCCCUACCCUGAUGUGACCUUCACAGUCACCAUGCGCCGCAGGACGCUGUAUUAUGGACUGAAUCUGCUUAUUCCUUGUGUGCUGAUCUCUGGUUUGGCCCUGCUUGUCUUCCUCCUACCUGCAGACUCUGGAGAAAAGAUUUCCUUGGGCAUCACUGUGCUGCUUUCGCUGACCGUCUUCAUGCUUCUGGUAGCAGAGAUCAUGCCUGCCACAUCAGACUCUGUGCCUCUUAUUGCUCAGUACUUUGCCAGCACUAUGAUGAUUGUGGGAAUGUCUGUGGUGGUUACUGUCAUCGUCCUACAGUUUCACCAUCAUGACCCUCAUGGGGGCAAGAUGCCCAAGUGGGUUCGAGUGGUUUUAUUAAACUGGUGUGCCUGGUUUCUACGAAUGAAACAACCUGGCGAUGAGCGAAAGAGGCCUCGACACAAGUACCGCCACACCUCCCAGCAUCACUCCAGCACCAGCUCCAUAGAAAUGGGCACACUGCCGAGCCUCAGCGUCCCUCUGUCGCAGGCAUCCUGCCCAACAGGGACCUCCAAUGGUUCCAUGAGUCUCUACUUUGGCAGCUAUCAUCCGAUGGAGAGCUCCCACUGCCCCCCAUCGAGUGACUCUGGAGUCGCACUAGGUGGACGUGCCCACAGCUCGCUCAGCGAUGAGUCCGAACCACCCGGGGGAGUCGCUAGCGGUGUUGGAGGUCUGGGAAUGGGAGUGCUCAUCCCCCCACCGGAGAUCCAGCGCAUUUUGGAGGAGGUGUCAUACAUCGCCCAGAGGUUCCGAGACCAGGACGAAGCGGAGGCCAUCUGCAGCGAGUGGAAGUUCGCUGCAGCUGUGGUGGACCGCCUGUGUCUCGUGGCCUUCUCGCUCUUCUCCAUCAUUUGCACUUUCACCAUCCUAAUGUCUGCUCCCAACUUCAUAGAGGCUGUUUCUAAGGAUUUUACAUAACUAGCUGCUGCUGGAUCGAAGGAAGAAAGAUGUAAAUAAUGAGAAAUAAAAACAAACAAACUGAAAUUAUAAGAGAACUUGGACAGGAAAAGGGAAAGCACUGAGACUGAAGAGUGCACCCCAUGUGUAUAUAUUAUAAACUAAAUGUCCCCCACCUUCUCUGGUUGUUGAGAAGCCAGCAGGGCCUGGUUCACA